AUGAUCCGCAGUGAAACCCCCGCCAGAGACACGCCUCCACCGCUGGGUAGAAUCGGAAUAGUUUUCACCGAUGUUGUCAAAUCGACAAAUAUCUGGGAGAAAGACCCAAAGGCCAUGAUCGAGGCCAUGAAACUGCACGACGACAUGAUCAGAGGCCUCACUGUCGCGAACGAAGGCUACGAGGUCAAGCAAAACGGCGACGGCUUCAUGAUUGCCUUCCCUACCGCCACCUCGGCGGUACAGUUCUGCCUCGACGUGCAGGAAAAACUCCUGGACGAGCACUGGCCGAAUGAAAUCCUAAAGCUGCCGCCUGGCCAAGAGACCAAGGACUCUGAAGGUCAUGUUCUCUUCCGCGGCUUGCAAUUGAGGACGAGUGCGCACUGGGGAGAGCCCGUGAACAAAUGGAACGAAGUGAUCCAACGGAUGGACUACCUAGGGCCAGUGGUCAACCGCGCCGCCCGAUUCAUUCAAGUCACAGAGGGCGGCCAGAUCGUGGUAUCUGAAGAAUUCCUUCUUCAACUGCAGAGCGAGAUGGAAAUGGCCAGGCGGCAGACAGAGGCGCAGGAAGAGAUCCAUACCGCUGACAGAGGGACCGACGGGCAUCCCUCCCACGAAAGAAACGCGCCGGCAGCGGCUUCUCUGGACCUUCGCAGCCUGCGUUCUCAGCGAGAACAGAAGAAACUCACGCACCAGCAAUUCGAGAUCCGGCCGCUGGGAGACUACGAGUUCCAGGGACUAGAAGACCCGCACAAACUGUACUUCAUUGUACCCUGCUCGCUUGAAGGGCGCGUGGAUCACUGGCAUCAAGUCGCCCAUGUGACGGGUGUGAAGGGCAAUGUUCGCUCAUCGUAA
Molecule: messenger RNA, 852 nt
Organism: Cladophialophora psammophila CBS 110553
Lineage: Eukaryota; Fungi; Ascomycota; Eurotiomycetes; Chaetothyriales; Herpotrichiellaceae
Exons: 1
Coding region: 1-852 (283 amino acids)
Biological process (GO): cyclic nucleotide biosynthetic process; intracellular signal transduction
Source: RefSeq, a predicted model, not a curated record